Molecule: messenger RNA, 999 nt
Organism: Vicia villosa (hairy vetch)
Lineage: Eukaryota; Viridiplantae; Streptophyta; Magnoliopsida; Fabales; Fabaceae
Product: eukaryotic translation initiation factor 3 subunit A-like
Exons: 4
Coding region: 1-999 (332 amino acids)
Source: RefSeq, a predicted model, not a curated record
AUGGCUGCUUCUUCAUCACAUAUUGCUGAUUCUUCAUCUCCUCAUCAACAACAUCAACAAGAAGAAGAACAACUAUUUUUUCCAUCGGUCACGUGUUCGAUUCCUCGAGAAGAUUUAGAAGUUAUUUUCUAUCCUAACCUGGUAAAAGAUUUAUGGGCUUAUGCUUCCGUCAUUCCUAAAGCAGUUGUAUCUUUUGUUCAUGGAAGAUUCUUUGCUAUCAUUGAAGAUACUCUGAGAAUAUUGUUUGAUUUGAAAGAGCCUGCUGGCGCUUUUGAACUUUCUCGUAGAGCAAACUGGGCAGAUGUUCUUGCUGAACUAUACCCAGAUGUGACGAAAACCAAGAAUGUCAAGGAUUUGAAGGACAUUUACAAAAUGGUUGAAAAACUGGAAUCUGAUGGUGUCAUCAAGGAUCUUGUCACUGUCACUGGAAGCAUCUUGAAUGCUAACACCUUGAGAAAGACGAAUCUUAUUCAAGCUGUUGAACAUGCUCCUCAACCUAUUCCUGGAAUCAGAAUCAGAAGAGGUCCUGUUCUAGCUGAGUUUGAGAUGUUUUUCAGUAAAGAACUAUCAGAAGUUGAGGUUAAGUAUCGUAAGACUCUCAAGAAGGGUAGUGCUAAUGAUGCUCCUGCUAGAGUAAGUCGUCAGAAGCCUUCUUCUUCCAAAGCUGAAGUAUCAGAAGAUGUUCCAGAAGUUGUCCCAGAAGUUGCUCAUCAUAAGGAAAGAAGAACAAAGCGCAAGCAUGAUCUUCCUUCUGUCAAUGAGGAAAAAGAUAAUCAAGAAGAUGCUGCAGCAGAAGUUGAUGAAAACGUUGUUGAGAAUGAAGUAGAGAAGAAGAAGAAGAAAGAUAAGAAGAAGAAAAAUAAAUCUGUUGAAAAGAGGUCAGAAGAAGAAAUGAUUCAAGAAGAAGUGAAUAGGGAAGAAGAAGAGAAGGAAGCUGCCAGAAAGAGAGAACUUGCUCUAGAAAAGAUAAAGGCUGUUUCUGAGAAGAAGAAGCGAUAG